AUGUUGCCUACCAAUGAUACCCAGUUUCACUCCUCUUCCUUCCAACUGCUGGGAAUCCCAGGAAUGGAAACAUUCCACAUCUGGAUUGGCUUUCCCUUUUGUGUUGUGUACAUGGUUGCACUCUUAGGGAACUGCACCAUUCUGUUUGUGAUCCCAGCUAACAGCAGCUUGCACCAGCCCAUGUUCUGCUUUCUGGCCAUGUUGGCCACCAUUGACGUGGGCCUCUCCACAGCUACCAUCCCCAAGAUGCUUGGUAUCUUCUGGUUUGGCCUUAGAGAGAUAGACUUUGAUGCCUGCCUCACCCAGAUGUUUUUCAUCCACAACUUCACACUUAUGGAAUCAGCAGUCCUUUUGGCCAUGGCUUAUGAUCGCUAUGUGGCCAUCUGCAACCCACUCCGAUACAACACCAUCCUCACUAACAAGGUUAUUUCUGUGAUUAGUCUAGGCAUAUUAGUGAGGUCCUUCAUUUUUGUUUUUCCAUUUAUAUUUCUUAUUAUACGAUUACCUUUCUGUGGGAAUCAUGUCAUUCCACACACCUAUUGUGAACACAUGGGUCUUGCUCGCCUGUCUUGUGCCAGUAUCAAGGUCAACAUUAUUUAUGGCCUAUGUGCCAUUUGUAAUCUGGUGUUUGACAUCAUAGCCAUUGCUAUUUCCUAUGUCCAGAUACUGCGUGCUGUUUUCCAUCUACCUUCCCAUGAAGCCCGGCUCAAGUCCCUCAGCACGUGUGGUUCACAUGUUUGUGUCAUUCUUGCCUUCUAUACACCAGCCCUCUUUUCCUUUAUGACACAUCGCUUUGGCCACAAUGUCCCCCACUAUAUCCACAUUCUUCUGGCCAAUCUCUAUGUCAUAGUGCCACCGAUGCUCAACCCUAUUAUCUAUGGAGUCAGAACCAAGCAGAUCUAUGACUGUGUGAAGAAGAUAUUAAUGCAGAAAUAA
Molecule: messenger RNA, 936 nt
Organism: Orycteropus afer afer
Lineage: Eukaryota; Metazoa; Chordata; Mammalia; Tubulidentata; Orycteropodidae
Product: olfactory receptor 52E2-like
Biological process (GO): G protein-coupled receptor signaling pathway
Cellular component (GO): membrane
Molecular function (GO): olfactory receptor activity; G protein-coupled receptor activity
Source: RefSeq, a predicted model, not a curated record